Hypoxylon fragiforme is the source of this 1681-nucleotide messenger RNA. Its product is annotated as NAD binding domain of 6-phosphogluconate dehydrogenase-domain-containing protein. Bases 187 to 1551 code for a protein of 454 amino acids. Gene Ontology annotation, molecular function: NAD binding; NADP binding; oxidoreductase activity. The transcript has a single exon. NCBI's taxonomy places the organism in Eukaryota, Fungi, Ascomycota, Sordariomycetes, Xylariales, Hypoxylaceae. The record is from RefSeq and is a predicted model, not a curated record.
GAAAGCUAGAUAGUGUGCUAGAAGAGACCAACUCGUUAUAAAGAGUAAAUAGAUAGAUUAUUAGAUAAAUAUUAUACUAGGUUAGACUCCUUUCUCCACUUCUGGCGUGUUGGGCAGGUACUUUGUUUGUCGUUUACAUUUUGGAAAGUAAAGGGGAAAAGGAGAAACUCCACACCAGCGGCCAAAAUGGCGGACGCAAAACCCGAAAUCGCCUUCAUCGGCCUGGGAGCCAUGGGCUUCGGCAUGGCCACCAACCUGGUCAAAAGGGGAUACAACGUGACGGGAUUCGAUGUCUGGCAACCCACGUUAGAGAAGUUCCAAGCCGCGGGAGGCAGCAUUGCCACGACGCCCGCCGAGGCCGUCAAGGACAAGGACUUCUGCGUGUGCAUGGUGGCCACCGCCGCACAGGCCCAAGCCGUGCUUAUCACCGGCGAGGACCCGGCCGUUUCGGCGCUGCCUAGCGGAGCUGCGCUUCUGCUAUGCUCGACCGUGCCGUGCGCAUACGUCCAGCGUCUAGAAGCAGAACUAGCCGAGCUGGGACGGGGCGACAUCCGGCUAAUCGACGCGCCCGUCUCGGGCGGCGCCCAGCGAGCCGCAGAGGGAACACUGUCCAUCAUGGCAGGCGGGCUCGACGCCUCCAUCGACAAAGGCCGCUUCCUCCUGCAAGAGAUGGCGGACCCAACGAAACUGUACAUCGUGCAGGGCGGGAUCGGCGCGGGGAGCAACAUGAAGAUGUGCCACCAGGUGCUGGCCGCGAACCAGAUCCUCGCGGCGAGCGAAGGGAUGGGGUUCGCGACGCACCUGAACCUGGACCCGCACUUCGCGAGCCAGGAGGUCAUCGGGUCCGCCGACGCGUGGGCGUGGAUGUUCGAGCACCGGCUGCCGCGCAUGCUGGACCCGGAGUUCCAGCCCGUCGCCAGCGCGCUGACGAUUAUUCUCAAGGACACCGGCAUCAUCACCUCGGAGGCGCGGCGCGCGGCGUUCCCGACGCCCAUGACGAGUACCGCCGAGCAGGUCUACUUCUCCGCGCUCGCCCGCGGGUACGGCGCUGACGAUGACAGUAGUUUGAUACGAUUGUACAUCGAGGGCCAACAAGGGAAGACGGACCCGCCGGGGGUGCUGAGGCGCGGGUCGGCGCAGAGGAAUGACGUGAGGAGCGUCGCGCUUGUCAAGGCGCUGCUGAAGGGGAUCUACCUCUGCUCCGCCGCGGAAGCCCUCGCGUUCGCGAGCCGGUGUGGCUUAGAUCUCGACCAGGUGUUCGAGCUGUGCGUCAACGCGGCGGGCGGGAGCUCCGUGCUCAAGACUGUCGGGCCGGACAUCAUCAAGCUCUGCCGGGGGGAAACACUGCCACCGGCGACGGGAGACGAGACAGAGAGCUUUGGGACGUGUGUGCGGCAGCUCCAGGAGGCGGUCGAGGAGGCCCAGCGGUUGAAGGUCCCCGUGUACCUCGGUAGCCAGGCGCUGAGCCUCAUGCAGCUUGCGCUAAGGAGUCCCGCUGUAGCAAGUUCUGACACUUCCAAGGCUGUGGUUGUGAGGGUGUGGGGGUUAUGAGUAGCGUAGGAUGUGCAUUCGUGAAGAUUUACUGUACCUACCUUAGUAAAUACAGUAUAUUUCUUGUAUACUCGUCAGUACAACGUCCAGUAUAGUGCUCUCAUUGUCAAGAGCAAACCAAACAUGCAAA